CCACAUUCGUCGACUAGAGUUCAAUUUUGUUCAUUGCCGGUGAAGGAAGUGCUGUUUACAAAAAUAAAUAAGUCAAAGUAAAAGUAAAAGAAAAAGAAAAUCAAUUUAAAGUGAAAAAAUAUAAAUAAGUGUAAUAAAGCUACAAGGACAAGUAGCUCUAAAAUCAAUUUUUAAAAACAGUAAUACAAAAAACACACAAAAUUACUAACAUGGGUGACCGACCAAAACGUCCUCUUUCCGCCUACAUGCUUUGGCUCAACAGUGCCCGCGAAGGUAUCAAAAAAGAAAACCCCGGCAUUAAAGUAACAGAAGUUGCAAAGAAGGGGGGUGAACUCUGGAGGGGCAUGAAGGAUAAGUCUGAAUGGGAGGCAAAGGCAGCCAAGUGCAAGGAAGAUUACGAAGAAGCAGUCCGCGAAUUCGAAGCCAACGGUGGUUCCAAGUCAAAUGGUGCAGCGACUAAGAAGCGCGGCAAGGUCACAAAAAAAGCAGCGCCGAAGAAGAGCAAGAAGGAUGCGUCCGAUGACGAUGAUGAAGAUGAGAGCGAAUAGACAUUUGCCUUAUCUCUCAUCCUCUCCCCCUCCAUCAUCAUUUAAAGAAUAAAGAAAAAACACACUCCAAAAAAAGUAAAAAAAAAAAAUAUUACAUAAAUAAAAAGUUACAAAAAAAAAUCAUAAAAUACUUAAAAAAAACUCUUUAAAACAAACACGAUUGUUUAAUUAAUUUUAUAAUAAUAUUAAUAUAAUUAAUUAUUAAUUUGAAGAGAAAAAGAGAAAAGCGGUACGAAGUUUGUGUUGUGUGUUUCUUCUCACUCCCAAAUAUUAACAAAAACAAAAAAAAACAACGCAGAAAGGAAACUGAGCAUUUAUGUUUUUAACUGUUUGACUAUUCAUAAAAAUGCAUAAAUAAUAAAAUAAUUUGUCUUAAAUUUUCGUCAAAAUGUAUGAUUGUCGAAAAUCUAUUUGAAUAAAAAAUAAACUUAUUAAAAAUAUCGAUAAUUUCUACCUUAAAUGUUUAAAUAAGGAAUAAAGUUGUUGUCGGGCACUUCUGCCCCAAAAACAAAAUUUUAUAAUAAUUUGACUUUGUUUUGUCGUAUCAUUCCAAAGAACACAAAGCAACAAAAAAAAAAAUAACAAGAAAAUAAAAAAUGCAUUUACUCUUAAUCUAACAAAUUAUCAAUAUUUGAAAACAAAACAAAAAAUAAAUGUAUUAACAUGAAAAUAAACAACAACAACAAACCUGAAGUACAAAACCGCUCAGGAUCAUUUAUCUUCUCUGUAUUCUCUAGUUAAAAAACAAAUUAUAAACAUAUACAAAAACAUAACAAAUUUAUAACCCCCAAACCAAGACAAAGUUUAUUAACAAGAUUAAUUUCAGACGACAAAAACUGUUUUUAAUUUUAGUUCUUGAAUUUUUCAUUUCAAUAUUUUCUU
Messenger RNA from Eupeodes corollae, 1430 nucleotides. RefSeq names its product high mobility group protein D (gene HmgD). The transcript has 3 exons. The record is from RefSeq and is a predicted model, not a curated record. Lineage: Eukaryota; Metazoa; Arthropoda; Insecta; Diptera; Syrphidae. Bases 210 to 548 code for a protein of 112 amino acids. Gene Ontology annotation, molecular function: transcription cis-regulatory region binding.